CAGUGUCAAGUUGGAGGUGAUUGUCGUGGUGGAUGUGUAAUUGUUGUUUGAAUUAUGUAAAUUGAGUAUUUUUUAAUGAAUUAUUAUGAUCACUUGAAAUAAAGUAGAUUUAUAGAACAUAUGACAGAAUGUUAGAAGAGAAUACCGCUGGGGUUCCUGAUAUUAAGUUCUUCCUGGGAUUCUAAACUUUUCAGUGUUCUGAGUGAGAUGUUUGUGUUAGGUUGCACAUUUGUACAGUCUCUUCUCUCUCACCUGUUACACGUAUCAGCCCGACUAAUAAAGGAAGUAAUGAGAACUGAUGGCUUAUGGUGAAGUGGUUGAAGUUGCAGGAUAUCCAGAUGCAUAGUGAAUAUCAUUUUGAAGCAACACGUUAUAAAUCUGUAGAUCAGGUUUACUCUUUCUAGGCUUGGGCAACUUAUCCCAAUUAGCUGCGGGUACAAAGUUAUGAAAGAUUUUGCAUUCUCUUGCAACAGGAAUGCCAAGAAUUGUGGCACAGAGAGCUGAAGAAAUAUUUCCUGCUGUGAGAGAAGGCAUGAACUAUGCAAAUUUAGAGAACGUACUAGUGGGUCCACAUGGUGAGAUGUACACAGCAUCACAUCAUGCAAAUGAGACCGUGAAUGUUAAAAUUGAGGGAGUCUCAGUUGCAGCAGAGGAAGAGGAUCCUCUGCGAAUAGCAGUUCAGGAAAUAAAGGCUGAACCUGAGAGCUAUUCAAAUUCCAAGGAAGUUUUAUUGGGUCCAUACAGUGAGACAUACCCAGGAUGUCAUGAUGGAGAUCAGGCCAUGAAUAUGAAAGCUGAGGAAGUGUCAGAUGCAGCAGAAGAAGGGGAUAUUCAGAGAUGGCAAUUGCUUUCUGAUCUCCAUCUGUCUGACUGUGCAAAUGAAACAGUUUCACUAUGCUGCUGAUUGGAUUUAGAAGAGCUUUUUCUGAAGUGUCUCUGGACAGUUGUAGUGUCUUGAAUGUUACUUGUCAUGUGCAUUUUCCCUUUUCCUUUAUGCAGUUGUAAUAUAGAUGAAAUUAGAUAGUGCAUAAACUGAAUGGUGUUUCAGAGAAAUUCUGUAGCAGCAAAAUUUCUUACAGAUUUGGGGAACUGUUCAGUUAUUUACUGGUACACUUACUAGAACCAAGACAUUAUAUGUCACUAGUGUUGUUGUAAGUGAAUGUCAGUGAACCCAGAAAAUAUAUAUGAUAAACAAGUUCCAAGGUUACAAAAGUUUCUGCCUUCUCUUGCAACAAGACUGUCAAAACUGUUACAAAGAGCUGAAGAAACAUUUCAUGCUGUAAAAGAAAGCAUGGUGAGUGUUUUGUGCUCAUGUGCACAGACUAGAAUUUUAUUGUCAUGUGUCAGUUCUCUUAGCCAAAGAAAGUAAAUAUGUUUUGACAAGCUUGUGUUUGUUUUCAUAAUCCAUGUGGGAAGUUUCUUCCUGUGGGUGUGGACAUUAUAACAUUUUGGUAUAUUAUGUAGGAGAGUGAUCAACUCAAGUAGAGUGAUGUGGGUAGGUCAUGUAGCACACAUUCAAGAGUGAGAAAUGCAUACAAAGUUUUUGACAGAAAUGCUGAGAGGAGCAGACUACUUGGGAGACCUAUGUGCAGAUGGAAAGAUACUAUUAGGACACAUUUUAAGUAAAUAAUUUGGUAGGGUUUGGACUGGGUGUGUUUG
Cryptotermes secundus is the source of this 1659-nucleotide messenger RNA. RefSeq lists its product as uncharacterized. The record is from RefSeq and is a predicted model, not a curated record. NCBI's taxonomy places the organism in Eukaryota, Metazoa, Arthropoda, Insecta, Blattodea, Kalotermitidae. The transcript is spliced from 3 exons. Bases 476 to 904 code for a protein of 142 amino acids.